Molecule: messenger RNA, 258 nt
Organism: Hirsutella rhossiliensis
Lineage: Eukaryota; Fungi; Ascomycota; Sordariomycetes; Hypocreales; Ophiocordycipitaceae
Product: DDE superfamily endonuclease domain-containing protein
Exons: 4
Coding region: 1-258 (85 amino acids)
Molecular function (GO): nucleic acid binding
Source: RefSeq, a predicted model, not a curated record
AUGUCUGGCUUUGGUUUGGAUAGUCUUGUGGGCAAAGAGCUUCAGAAACAGUGGUUCUUGACGGAAUUCGGCAAAAUAGCCGACUGGCAUUACAUAACGUCGCCCAACGGAUGGACGGACAACCAUAUCGCUAUUGAGUGGCUUGAGAGGGUCUAUUUGCCCCAGACGCGACCAGCCGAUGCCUCAGAUGCUAGACUGAUCAUAUUAGAUGGACAUGGAAGUCAUGCAACGGAUGCAUGGAUGGCCACAUGCUUUUGA